AUUCCAUUUCAAAAGCCACCCCUGCUGCCCACCAUCUUUAUUUUUUAUUUUGUACUUUUUCCCUUCUUUCACGAGACUGCAAAAGUGAAGCAUGUUUUUCCCAUUAUUAGUUGAGGAGUACCAAUUAGUGUAGUAGUAGAAUAGUAUUAGCAAGUUUCUGCAUCAUCAUUUAAGUUCACUGCUACAAGAAUAGCAGCAAUAGCUACAGUCAUCAGUCUUCGAACUCAGCAUUAUAUAAGUAUGAUAUUGUGAAAUUCACGUUUAUCUGGAAAGACUUGGAAGACAUCGAUCAUUUUUCUUAUUACAUUCAAGUUAAUUAUCGGGUUAGGGUUGAGUUAAUUUAUGAGCCAUAGGCCUCACUCCAUCCAUUACAAGCAGAUCAGAAUAGUGCUCCUGUGGUGGUGUGGUAGAGAAGUUACAAUAAAAUAAAAGAAAGGAAACACGAGACUUGUAACCACCGGAGUCAAAUAGCUAGUUAAACUUAUUGUGCAGUUUGUGUUUAUAUAUAUAUAUAUGUGUGUGGUGGUGGUGUGUAUUUAUUUGUUCGUCUUUCCAUUUUAAUGAAUCUCAGCAUACAACUGGCUUUGCUGCAACUUUCUUCCUGCAUGCUGUUAAUGCCUGCGUGUGAUUUAUGAGCUUUGUAUGUGCUUCCGUUCCAAGACAGAUGCUGUGACCACAUCUUACUUUCCCAUUCAGAUCUCGUUCUAUUAGCUCAGGAUGCUAAUUGUUGUCUGUACCAAAAAUUUGCUAGUCAGUGGAUCCUUUCAAUUCGAAGUCACGGUGUAAAAAAUUUUCAGCUUCUGCAUGCAGGCAAAAUAUGUCGCCUCAUCUUUCUUGUUUCUCUCAGCAUUGAUGGACUAAUGCUUAAAAUAUAUGCCUUUAUCCUGGCAAUGCUUUGCAGUUUUUGUCCAAUAAACAAUUUUGCCCCUCUCUUCUGAAUUCUCCCACUUUAGAUUUUGCGUUUAACUCUCACAGAAAUGGAGGAACUAUAUCUGGGGGUUUGAUCUGAUACUCUUUUAUACGAGGGAGUAAGCCAGCAGGGGUAGCUUCAAUAGCCCUCCUAGCCUUUAAACCUUUCUUCUACUCUGUUGGCAAAUGAUGGUUCAGAAAGCAUGUGAAGUUCCAUUUACUAAGGAUGCUUGUUUCCUCCAAGGCCGAAACCUUGGUUGUUAACUCCUUUUGAAUUCUGAUACUAGUUUCCCAAUCAUUACUUCUACGUCUGCAUGCUCCCACAGCUACUGUUGUGCAAAUACGUGUUGUCCGCAAAGGUUUUACCCAAUGUUGGAACUUAUGGUAUAAAAGAAUCCUGGAAGCUUGUCAUCUACUGUUCCAGUGGGCUAGAAAAUGUUGAUAAGCUACAUACACUGCAUGACAAGUUGGGAUGGGAAGAAGGAAGUAUAUUGCAUUGGAUAUUUCCAAAACGACACAUAUUUCUCAGCGCUGGUCAAACUUCUGCUUAUGCUCAUCUGCUUGUGGUGCCAUGGCCUCCCCUUUACAAAUGUUGCUUUUGCUCCAUCUUCUGAUGGAGUAGAAAAUUUUGCUUGCAAGGAUAAACUUUCAGGCUAUAUAUUCAUGUGCAAUGGAAAAACAAAAGCUGAUUGCUACAGGUAUAGAGUUUUCGGGCUUCCUGCAGCUAGAUUGAAUGUUGUUAAGAAAAUCAGACCCUGCAUGACGUUGUUCUUGUUUGACUUUGAGUUGAAACUUCUUUAUGGUGUUUACUGUGCAACUUCUAAUGGAGGACUUGGAAUUGAGCCAACUGCUUUCCAAGGGAAAUUUUUAGCACAGGUAAGGUUUGAGAUAUUCAAGGAUUGCUUGCCUUUGCCUGAGAGUGCCUUUAAGCAUGUUAUUAAAGAUAACUACAAUGCAUCCAUUCAAUUCAAACAAGAGCUGAGUAAUGAACAGGUGACUAAUCUGAUGUCAUUGUUUCGUCCAAUACUGACAAUUCCAGUACCAUUUUCAAAUAUAUUGCCUGAAGCUGAAGUUUCUGCUUCAUAUGAUCGAUAUGUAGUAAAACGGAUACUUAAUCGUUCAGGACAGCCAAGCAAUUAUCAUUGUAGUCAGCCUGCUCACCACCCAUGUAGCGAAAAUGACAUUUCUGUGAUUGCGAACGAUACAUAUGCUUUCCCGUUUGAUGCUAUUUCAGCUACUGACGCUUCAGUACCAGCAUAUGCUCAAGUUCCGUCACAUGUUUCUGGACCUUCAUAUGGAAAUGCUUAUGCAUCAUCAUCAUCAGGAGCUGCUGCUUACUGGACAACUGAGGCUUCUCAAAGCCUUUAUCAGAUUUUUGGCACUCCCGCCAAUGGCUUGGGGCAAGACCUUACAGAUGAAGAGCGUGAGUUUAAAUUGUGCAUUAGGUGAAAAUGAUGACUCUGGAGCAGAGAAGAAUUUAAGUGGCCCGACAGAAUUAAGCGGAGCAUAACGAAGUCGGGGACCUCUUUCAGUUUAACCAGGAAAUCGCGAUGGAAGAAUGUGCUUGAUUCGUAGGACAGGAUAUUAUUUAACCAUUAUGAGAGUUUUUUUACCUUAUUUUGUAGUUCAGGGAAGAUCCCAAAUCUUAUUAUGGCAAAAGAGAAAAGUGAGAGCUUUGGAAUCGCUAGAGAUGUCAUUGAGCAUGUAAUCACCUGAUUAAUGUCUCCAUUGAGUAUGUUGUCUUGACUCUCUUGUUGACCGGACAACUUAAUUCGUCAUUGCUUAA
Molecule: messenger RNA, 2695 nt
Organism: Coffea arabica (coffee)
Lineage: Eukaryota; Viridiplantae; Streptophyta; Magnoliopsida; Gentianales; Rubiaceae
Source: RefSeq, a predicted model, not a curated record